UUGAGUAAGGUUACUUAAUGAUAAAUAAAAAAAGGAAUCGAUGGAGUUUUAAGCUGUUAAUUAUUACUUAUAACAAGGAACUACUGUGGUUUUAGAAGCUAAUUUACGUAACACUGUGAACAUUUUUUACUUAAUUUUAAUUAAUUCUUGGACUGUUCGAUAAAUAAUACAUAAUAUAGUACUAUAUAUUCAAUAACACAACUAUGUCUUAUAAUCUACACUAUAAAAUGGUUUGAAAGAGAUUUUUUGUUUAUCCUUAUGAUUGAUUAUAUUUGAAAAAUGAUGCCACUCAACGAUUUCAAGAAUCCUGAACUUGUCCCGAUCUCCAACGUCAUUGGUUUGGCAUCUCAACGGCCCCUUAGUACAUUUCCUGAAAUGUGGUACCAAACAUUUUUAUGGGCAUUAUUCUCAUCUGCUAUUGUCCAUACUGUAGCUGCAAUAAUUGCUUUUGCUACACUCCAUAAACAUAAUUUUGGAAAGUUUUUUCCUUUGUUUAUUUUAUUGGUUGGAAUAUUUGCUCCACUUAGUUCGGGCAUAGUUAGUAGUGCUACCAUAGCGUUUGUCUAUCGAGCAUCUAGUAUUCAAAUGCAACCAUUGUAUGCAAUGUUUUGGGGAGUUGGACAGACAUUACUCUCAGCAGCUGUAGGUUUUACAAGAAUAUUAGCUACGUUAUAGAACAUUUGAAAUAUAAUUUGUACAUAAUGUACAUAUCUUGUAUAUAAUAAAUAUAUUUUUGUUUAUUUGUGUGGUACUUAUUUAUUCAAGUACCUAAGCAUUGUGAUAUAAGAAAAUUGUAUAUACUUAUUUUUUAAUAAAUAAAAUUGAAUGUGUA
This is a messenger RNA of Rhopalosiphum maidis (corn leaf aphid), 832 nucleotides long. Its product is annotated as transmembrane protein 170A. The coding region runs from base 280 to 675 and encodes 131 amino acids. The record is from RefSeq and is a predicted model, not a curated record. NCBI's taxonomy places the organism in Eukaryota, Metazoa, Arthropoda, Insecta, Hemiptera, Aphididae. The transcript has 3 exons.